Cuscuta epithymum is the source of this 2848-nucleotide messenger RNA. Lineage: Eukaryota; Viridiplantae; Streptophyta; Magnoliopsida; Solanales; Convolvulaceae. The record is from the annotation of a GenBank genome assembly.
AUAACCAAGUCUAAGAACAAUCUUGUUUUACACUCUCACCCCUUGUGUGAAGCAUCCUAAUCUUCUUCUUCAGAGCAUCAAGCUAUGAUUUCUUCCUUCCAGGAUCAUAAAAUUCAACUAAUCAACGGUUACUGAAGAAACUUCUAUGCAAAAAGAAAAGGGGAGACAGACCAUGAACUGCAAGUUGGGAAAGGCUCCCCCAUUUUCCCCAGUUCUUCCUCAGCCUCUUCAGUACCGUCGAGUCUUGUUCAAGGUUCUAUGUUGUAAUAAGAAAUCUAGCUCAUCGUCUUCUUCUUCUUCUCCAUCAAACAGUAUCAAGUUUCGGUUUAAACUGGUCAGCAGAUCGCUGGGCGACAGUAAAUGGAAGUUAAAUCAUAUUGACACCAGUUCAGUGAAAGAAUCAUUAAAUCAAUGGCUUUCAAAGACUCAAAACUUUCUGCUUGAAGUCACUUCACCACUAGUAAAAAGUGUUAAUGAUCGAAGGUCGAUCGCUCAGGAAGACACUCAAGACGUGGAUGAUAUAUUCGUGUCUGAACAGACUGUUGACAGGCACACGCCAAGGGGGGAUCUUUCCUUGCCUGCUAUUCUCUCCAUUGAGCAAUUCAGCCGGAUGAAUGGGGUGACUGGCCAGAAAAUGCAGAAGGUAUUUAAGACACUUGUUCCUGAAUUUAUCCAUGAUGAUGCCCGCAAUUUGGUGGAGUAUUGCUGCUUUAGGUUUCUGUCAAGGGAUGCCUCUGAAAUUCAUCCGCACCUUAAGGAACCUGCAUUUCAAAGACUAUUAUUUGUAACUAUGCUUGCAUGGGAACACCCCUGCAGCAGCUCUAAUGACUAUUCAGCUGAAUAUCUACCAAAGGAAUCUUUUAAGUUGAAGGGAAGGGUGGUAGGGGAAGAGGCUUUUGUUCGUAUUGCUCCAGCCAUAUCAGGUGUGGCUGAUUGGUCAACAGCACACAACCUUUUCAAAUCACUUGCUGAUAAUGAACAUGGGGGCAUGUCAUUCACCUCGUGGUCGACCUAUAUCAAUGAUCUUCUCAGGGUGCAUGACAGAUGGAAAUCAUAUGAGUUUCAAGAGUUCCCUAAUAUUUCUGAUGAGAGAAUUCUGUUUAUUGCUUCAGGGGGGAAGUCCCCAGUUUUAAAAUGGAAGAAUAAUAUGGCAUGGCCUGGCACACUGACUUUAACCGAUAAGGCACUUUACUUUGAGGGUGUAGGGUUGAAGGGGAAAAGAGAAGUUUUAAGACUUGGUCUCAGCAAAGAUGGCUGUCAUGUAAAGAAAACCAGGGUUGGCCCUUUGGGAUUUGAUCUUCUUGACUCUGCUAUAUCUGUCUCUUCCGGUCAGGAAUCUGAAGCAUGGGUAUUAGAGUUCAUUGAUUUGGGAGGUGACAUGAGGAGGGAUGUCUGGUAUGCAUGCAUCAAUGAAGUUAUUUCUUUAUACAAAUUCAUAGAAGGAUUUGGACCCAAUGUGGAUUCUGACCAGCGUCAAUCUGAUAAAGGGAACAUAAAAGCAACCAUUUAUGCUACUAACGCAAUAUCAAGACUCCAGGCACUUCAAAUUUCUGGGAAGCUUCUAGAUGAUCCCGACAAACUGGUCCUGUUCUCAUACCUGCAAGACUCGUUGCCCUACAGUGAUGUCAUGCUGCAGACCCUAGCAGUGAACUGCUGGUCUCAGCCUUUAACAGAGAAACAACAUCAAUGCUCUGGAUCAAAUGAGACAGUGGAGACUCAUGUGUUCGACAUAGACGGAAGCGUAUACUCGUGCAAAUGGAUGAAAUCACCAACAUGGGCUUCGAACUCCUCACUCUCCUUCUGGAGGAGCUGUUCAGUGAAACAGGGGGUAAUAGUCUUCAGUAAAAAUCUCGUGGUUGGUGAUAAGAAUGUCAUGGAGAAGGCAGCUACGGUGUGGAGAGAGAAAUGCAGGGUGGUGGAGAGAACAAGGGAAACCAUUAAUGCUGCAAUGAUUGAAGGAAUCCCUAGCAAUAUUGCCCUCUUCAAGGAACUGAUGCUUCCAUUAGUGGUCAUGGGCAAAAACUUCAAAAAGCUUAGGCGUUGGGAGGACCCGCUGCUAACCGCGUCUUGUCUCGUGCUGACAUACACCCUGAUUUUCAGGGACAUGCUGUCAAUCAUAUUCCCUGCAACCUUAAUGGUUUUGGCGGGAGGGAUGCUAUUACUCAAGGGGUUGAAAGAGCAAGGCCGCCUCGGGAGAUACUUUGGGAAAGUCACGAUCUGUGACCAACCGCCUUCAAACACGAUUCAGAAGAUCAUUGCUCUCAAAGAAGCAUUGAAGGAGUUAGAGAAGUGUCUCCAGAGUCUCAAUGUUUCAUUGCUUAAAUUACGGUCAGUUGUUCUUGCGGGACAGCCACAGAUCACGAUGGAGGUUGCCCUGGUGCUUCUGUUUGGUGCUUCCAUUUUACUGAUUGUUCCGUUCAGAUAUAUUCUUUCCUUUCUGAUCUUUGAUAUGUUCACAAGGGAGCUUGAGUUUCGGAGGCAGAUGGUUCUGAGAUUCGAGAGUUUUCUCAAGGAGCGGUGGGACACUGUCCCGGCAGCCACAGUUGUGGUGGUGCCGUAUGAAGUUGAUAAGUUGGAGGGCUUGGCCAAAGAAAGGAGAUGAACAAGUAGAUAAAAGUGUUAAAUAAUACAUAUUCAUGUAUAUUUGUAGAGCACUACGGUUUGGGCAAUAUGAUGAAUGUCUACUGAGAGUUUUAUUUCCUUUAGGGCUAAUUUGGUUGGGGUAUCUUGGAGCGAAGGGAUUGAUUUUUAGUAGUUUCGGUCAAUUUAGAGCCAUUUGGUGACAAUGAACCUAUUUAAAUUUUCAAAAUUGUGGUCGAAAAAAUGAUAUAAAUGACGAAAUUGGUUG